AGUCUUCACUCGACUACGGUCCGACUAGAGUACACACGCGUCAGAUACGUUUUUAUUACCGUAAUUCUUCAUAAAGUUCGGGAAAAAAGGGAAUUGAAAAAGAGAAAUCCCAUUGAGCGAGAGCGUGGACCGGACGAGGGCGGGGAAAAAAACGGUAAACGGAACCACGACGCGUCUGAGCGCAUUUUAGUGCGGAGCAACGCCCUUCCUUCUAAGCUUGACGUUGCGAGAGGCGACGUUGGCUGAUGUGUUGCGCGGUUAUCCAUUGGCGAAACCGGACCGGGCAAGACGCAGCGUGCGAAAGAGGCUUAUCUUUCGGACUGCGGCGUGCGCAGGCGCCGAUCGACGACGGGUAUCACCACCGCACCGUCCGCACCGCAGCCGGACGCGCACGGCCGCGCACGGCGGUUGAACAGUGGGUGGUGUGAGCAGCGAGUGGUGAGUGGUAGCGACGAGCACAGCGACGCUCGUCCGUCCGUCCCGCCGUGCUAUUGGCUCGUAGGGCGCGGAAAUCACCGUUGACGGAAUCUGGCCAUCCGGCGAACGGCGAUCGGCGUGAAUGAUUGGGCCUACGAUGGCGACGACGACGACCACGAGGUUGCGUGCCGUCAACACGUGCGGCGAGGGAGUGCCGUCGAGCGUCGAGAGGAAGACGUCGUCGUCGUCCCUGCGAAACGGCUUAACCUCGCGCGGUCUCGACGACGCCGGCAAGAUUAACGGUUACACGCUGACUAGUAACGGCCACGUACACUGUGCCCUUAGUUCGAGAAAAGCGGAAUUGCGAAAACCACCACGGUCGAGGGAAUCUUUUGAAAAAGUUCCGUUCAUUACAGCGGCGCUUACACACCUCGGCUUCUAUAUUCUCAUGUUCCUGGGAUUUAUCAAUCAAUUAUUGUUUGUUUCGAAGAUUGCCGAAGAAAAAAAUAGAGAAGGAUAUGCUCCACUGUAUGAUAAUUUUGAAAAGUUUUAUCUCAAGUACGUCUACAGGCGAGUCAGAGAUUGUUGGAACAGGCCGAUUUGUUCUGUUCCUGGUGCAACGGUCACAUUAAAAAAUCGGGUAACUCACGAUUACGGAUGGACGUUUCAAUUUACUGGAACUGAAACGCAAUGUAUAAAUUUGGGCUCUUACAAUUAUUUAGGGUUUGCCGAAGCAAGUGGUAAGUGCGCCGACGAGAGCAUCAAAACGCUUAAGAAGUUUGGUUGUGCCAGUUGCAGCACGCGUCUUGAAUUAGGUACCAUGCCGAUACACGAUGAGCUAGAAAAGUUGACUGCAAAAUUUUUGGGAGUGGAGGAUGCCGUAGUAUUCGGAAUGGGAUUCGCUACAAACUCUUUAAACAUACCUUCCUUGGUCAGCAAAGGUUGUCUGGUUCUUAGCGAUGAGAAGAAUCAUGCGUCGCUUAUUCUUGGACUACGACUAUCCGGCGCAGUAACACAGAUCUUUAAGCAUAAUAACGUGAAACAUUUGGAGGAAUGUUUGAAGAAGGCUAUUGUUUCCGGGCAACCGAAGACUGGCAUUCCUUGGAAGAAAAUAGUUAUCGUUGUUGAGGGCGUUUACUCUAUGGAAGGUUCAAUCGUCCAUUUACCUGAGAUAUUAGAGUUAAAAAAGAAAUACAAAGCUUAUCUUUAUGUAGAUGAGGCACACAGCGCAGGAGCCAUGGGAAAACAUGGGAGAGGAGUUUGCGAUUACUAUGGCAUUGACCCGCGCGAGAUAGAUAUACUUAUGGGAACAUUUACGAAAAGCUUUGGCUCAGCUGGUGGAUAUAUAGCCGGAAAGAAAACAUUGAUAAAUCACAUAAGGAUAUAUGGUCACGCGCAUACGUACGCGGCAUCGAUGUCCCCGCCUGUUACGCAACAAAUUAUCACGUCAAUGCGAAUUAUUGCAGGGGAAGAUGGCACCGACGCCGGUGAGAAACGUAUCAAACAAUUAGCCAAGAAUACGAGAUAUUUUAGACGCAGAUUGAAUCAGAUCGGAGUUAUAAUUUAUGGAAACGAGGACUCGCCCGUUGUGCCUAUGCUAGUUUACUUAUUUUCUAAGAUCGGCGCUGUGAUCCGUACUCUGACAACCCGUAAUAUCGCAACUGUUGGCGUUGGAUUCCCGGCAACGCCAUUGAUGGAGGGCAGAAUUAGAUUUUGUCUUUCUGCCGCACACACAAAAGAGCAAUUAGAUUAUGUAUUGUCGCAUAUUGAGGAAAUUGCAGACAUGUUAGGAUUAAGAUAUUCGAAGAAACCUCGCACUCCUACGAAAAUAGAAUAUUCCGACAGCGAAGCGGAAUGACCUACCUCGUAAAGUAAUGAAUCGUUAGAUAAUUUGUUUCUGUAACAGGUGUCAAUAUAACUGAGAGCUUUAAAUAUCGCUAUAGCUCCAAAUAUGGUUCAGCGCAUCGUACAAUACAUCAAAUGAGAAGGCUAUAUUUAUCAUAACUAUAUACUAAACACGUAAAUUUCUCACAAAAACAUACGAGUGAAACGAUUUAUAUAUGAAGUUAAGAAAUAACUGGAGGACGUAUAAUCCAUGCGGGAUUAACUAGAUAAAUGUAGGGAAAGAAGAGGACGGAAUUAAAUUCUCAUUGCUUUAUAGGAAUAAGUAAAACACAAAAUCUCUUGCUAUAGUUUUUUUCUCUAAUGUCGAUUUUAUGCCAAAAGGAAGUGCUAUUUACAAGCAUUUUUACAGAAAUGGUAUGUUCCAUUAUAUUUUACAUACAUUACUGCAGGCCUCAGAAAUACGUUGCACCUUAUUCGAGAGGAUAAUUACGAAAUGGCAUUAGUCAUCUAGGUUUGUUGCUAUUUGCCUUUCGUUCGAAAUAAGAAAUUACACUGCCUCCAGAUAUCUUCUUACUUUUUUAUGAUCCAUACGUAUUAAACGAAUUUGAUUGAUAACAUAAAAUAUCAUGAAUAUAAUUGUAAAUAUCGUUUUAUAAUUUUAUUUACCCAUUCUCGCAGUAUUCACGCAUAGUUGAAGAAAUAUUCAAAGAUUAUGUUAAAAUAUAUAGUUUAAAAGUACAUAUUGCAAAUACUAAAGUUGCUGAAGUUUUAUGUCUCUGGAAUUGUCACAUCUCGCUGUAGAAUCAUUCAAGUUAACAUUUGUUUAUUUUAUUUCUUACUAUAUUGGGGAUAAUUGAUAAAGAUUAUAUAUUAAAAAAUCCAAAUGUAACAGAUAGUUCGCUCUAAUGCAUUAUGUACUUCUUGUUUUUAUUCAUGAUUUCAUAUACAUAUAUGUGUAUAUAAAAUCAUGAAUAUAUAUAUAUAUAUAUAAAUUGGCAUAUCAUUGGAAAAUGGAACACAUGUUUUACCUCCAGCCAUUAAACAGAAAUAUUUUUAUACGAAAAGCUGUUCUCGUGCACAUUCCUUAAUGUAAGUGUUAAGAUCGAAUUUAAAGUCAGGUUGUAGCAAUCGUGCAAGUUUCAAAAAUUAACUUUUUGUAGAUGAACGUAGACAUACUAACAAUUGAUAAGUAAUAUUCUCCUCUCAAUGGAAUCGACGAAGAAUUUAAAUUAAUAUAACAUUGUCAUGUUGAAUCGGGUGUAAAUGACACAAUAAACUCUGAGAAUCGAUCAUUAAAAAAAAAUGUAGACUUCAACUUGCGUUAACACAUCAGUUUCUCAAUCUUACUUCAAUAAAAAUCACACACAACACGCGCGCGCGCAAUACAUAUCAUGACUUCUAUUUCUAAGUAAAUGCCUAACGUUUAUCUAUGACCAUAGACGUAAUACAUCUAGACCGAGCGUUUACCUUUAUUUAAGCAGUGGGGGUAGAGCAGGGUAGAGGUUCACGUAGAAAAGAACAAACUCUGUUUUGUACUAUUUCGUCCUCUCUCGUUCACAUGCGAAUUUCCUACGUGAACCUUCACCCCCAUUGCUCAAUGCUCGGUCUAGAUAUAUUAUGUCUACGUCUUUGACACAGCUUCUUGAAUUUUUUAUAUUUAACAUGUUUUUUCAUAUAAGAUAAAUUAAGUAUUUGCUUUGAUGUACUGACUUUAAAAAAACAAGAGGCAAUAUAUAAUAUAAUAAUGACAAAGACAA
This is a messenger RNA of Vollenhovia emeryi, 4019 nucleotides long. RefSeq names its product serine palmitoyltransferase 2 (gene lace). The transcript is spliced from 11 exons. NCBI's taxonomy places the organism in Eukaryota, Metazoa, Arthropoda, Insecta, Hymenoptera, Formicidae. Gene Ontology annotation, biological process: ceramide biosynthetic process; sphingosine biosynthetic process. Gene Ontology annotation, molecular function: pyridoxal phosphate binding; serine C-palmitoyltransferase activity. The record is from RefSeq and is a predicted model, not a curated record. Bases 560 to 2275 code for a protein of 571 amino acids. Gene Ontology annotation, cellular component: serine palmitoyltransferase complex.